AGCAUCUCCCUGUUGUCGAUCCGCAAUGACAGCCGUCGUUACUACGACAGCCCCGCGUGGUCCAACUGCCCAAGCACCAUCACUAACACCACUGCAGCAGGAGAUCUUGAGUUGGGAUUUCUUCAAAGAUGUGAAUGAUGACCGGACGCAGGAAGAGCUGAAGAAGCUGCAUGAAAAUGAGGAUGAACUCGGGUUCGACCAUGUGCCGCUGAGGUUUGAGAAUUUUGAGGAGUACAACGACGUUUUCUACCCUCUAUUCCUCCGUGAAACCAAGUCGCAGCUCGAUAGAGCUCGUCAUAUGGAGCGAGGAGAGACUGAGAAAUUCUCUCACCUCACCUUCCGGAUUAUCAAUGAGCGAAUAGGUUUCGUUCGUCUCGAACUAAUACGGAUGUCCAUGGCAUCGAGAGAACAGUACGGUGGCUCGGACUUAGUCCUGAUGUCGAGUUUAGAGGAUCCCCUCGAGGACAAUCCAGUACACGCCUUAGCAUACGUGGAAAGCUUCGUCGAUGGUCGACUAUCGCUGCGUUUAAGACUGGAUCUGCAAACAGGUCAUACAAGUGACAGACACAUGUUGGAGUUCCGGGAACGGAGCAAGCGGAUUGCCUCAGCUAUCGCUGAGAAUGCCGACUGGUAUAUUACGAAGAUCACGUCCAUGUCUACCAUUCAUCGUGAAUACCAAGCCAUGCAGGCUCUCAGGAGAUCGCCUCUACUCAAGUGGGUGCUAAAUGAUAUCGAGGUGGAGGAAGGCCAGUGCGAUGUCAGCCCGAAGGCGGAGCAACCCUCUGCUAAGAAGCGUCGGAAGGCAGCUGAAGUAGCUAAGCCUGCAACACGGAAGCAACGUCGACUGAAAAUGCCGCCUGGACUGAAGACUACCAUUGAGGGAAAAUACAACGACUCACAGCGGCAUGCUAUCAUGGAAGCUACUAAGAGUGAAGGGCUCACGCUGAUUCAGGGUCCUCCGGGUACCGGAAAAACUACUACUAUCGUUGGUAUCCUCUCUGCCAUUCUCAACUCGGAUGAUGCAGAAGAAGCGGAGGAGACAGACCCGUCUGAGGCGUCGACCGCGCUCCCGCGUGAAAUCAUCGACGAUGGAGGAGAGCUCAGUAGUAGCGAUAUUGAAGACGAUGCUGAGUUCGAGAAGCAGCUAGCGAAGCGGCGCAAACGCAAUUUGGAGGAAAUCCGAAAGGUUGAGAUGAAGUGGGCGUACAAGGGCUUCAAGAGCUGGCAAGAGACAGCACCAAAGAGGCUCUAUCCACCCCAGCCGAACAACCCUAAGGACGCCUAUCCUGAAGAUCCUGUGAUGAGGUUAUUCAAGGAGAACACGUCGAAUGCCAAGCCGAAGCGUAAGGUCCUUGUAUGUGCACCCAGUAAUGCUGCUAUUGAUGAAAUUGUGAGAAGAGUAACGUCAACGGGAAUAUACGGCAGAGACGGAACGUUAUACACUCCUUAUGUCGUCCGUCUUGGUCCCAAUCUGCAUCCUUCGCUUCAGCAGUAUUCUCUGGAAUCGAUCAUGGCUACUAGACGUAAGGCAACUUCGGGGGGAGCCGCGACCAACAAGGAGGAUACUUAUAGGCACCGCGUAUCGAUUCUAAACGAAGCUGUGAUCGUCUGCGCUACUCUCUCCGUUAGUGGCGGCAGAGAUUUACUGAGUUACCCUGGCAGCUUCGAUACCGUGGUGGUUGAUGAGGCUAGUCAGGGCGUUGAAAUGGGGACACUGAUUCCUCUCCAAAUGGGUUGCCAACGUAUGGUGCUGGUCGGAGAUCCCAAGCAGCUACCCGCCACAGUAUUCUCUGCCACAGCUGAGCGAUUCGGCUACGGCAAAAGUCUUUUCCAGCGUUUGCAACAGUCGGACUUCCAAGUGAACUUGCUGAGUACGCAGUUCCGUAUGCAUCCUGCCAUCGCGGAGUUCCCUUCGAACGAGUUCUACGAUGGUGGCGUUAAGAACGCUGAGAAUAUCAUGGAGCUCGUGGGAGAUCAGCCAUGGUCUCAUAUACCGAUAUUCGGUCCUGUGUCGUUCUUCAAUGUCCCUGGUCAAGAGGAGAAGUCUUACACAUCUCUUACUAACGAAGCCGAGGCUAACUUCAUCAUCCACAUUUUCAAGAUGUUGCAAGUUUGCUGGCCUAAGGAACCAUGGCGGGAAAAGUUAGCAGUCAUAUCCCCUUACGCUGAGCAGGUGCGCCUUAUUCGGCAAAAGUUCAGGCAACUAUACAACAUGGUCGAAAGCAAGGUGUGUCCAGUGGAAGUGAACACAGUCGAUGGCUUCCAGGGCAGGGAAAAGGAUUGUGUUGUGGUAUCAACGGUGCGUGCCGAUCCUGAUGCAACUUCGGUCGGUUUCGUUCGAGAUGUUAGACGAAUGAAUGUUAGUCUCACCAGAGGAAGGACGAACCUAUGGGUCUGCGGGCAUCAGCGGAUGUUGUCAAAUAAUCCUCACUGGAAAAGCUUCAUUGUUAAGCAGCAGAAGGCGAAGCGGCUCUUCAACGUUACGCCAGGCAACGUCGAUGGGUUCUUGCGGAACUGGAUGUGGGCUUACUUCGUCCGUAACAAGAAGAACGGCAAGGUCAUGAAGUACCGUCCGGAAGCAGCUGAGUUCCUAGCCGAUGAACACCUCAAGAAGGGUGCUGCCGGGAGCGCAAGUGCUGCGGACAUACUGCAGAAAUCCGAGGGCGGUGCUUUCAAGCUGAGUGCGUCGGAAAUCACUGCACUGUACGAGAAGUCUGCGAUUGCAGCUAAGGCUAAGGCAUUGGAAAAGGAUGUUGGCAAGGACAUUGAAGAGGUUGCGUCCCUUGAUAGUCCUCUGGAGGGAGUAUCGCCAGCGGCGACCUCUCCUGCAAUCGAUGCUGAUAUGCUGGCGGAGGGAUCUGAUUCCAAGGCUCAUUCGAAGUCUAAUACUGUCCCUGACGAUUAA
Perkinsus marinus ATCC 50983 is the source of this 2905-nucleotide messenger RNA. RefSeq names its product splicing endonuclease positive effector sen1, putative. Lineage: Eukaryota; Perkinsozoa; Perkinsida; Perkinsidae. Gene Ontology annotation, molecular function: helicase activity. The record is from RefSeq and is a predicted model, not a curated record. The transcript has 29 exons. The coding region runs from base 26 to 2905 and encodes 959 amino acids.